CUUAUCAACACUCAGCCAGCAGCCCUCAAGUUCCGAAGCAAACAUAAAAGAGAGAGAAAAAGUGAAGGGAGAAAAAAAAAGGCAAAAAUAAAAUAAAAAUAAAAAUGGCGGGAAUCAAUUCCCUCCAUCUUUCUGCAAACCCUCGCCUCUCUUUGCCCGCCUCCUUCUCUUCGAGGUCAUUGCAUUUCCCAAUGAGGGCUCGGGUUCUUCCCGGAAUGCCCCUGCGCUCUAGAUACCCAAGAAUUUACGCGUUUUCGAGCAAUGAUAUCAAGGUGGGUUCCAAUAUUGAGGUUGAUGGUGCCCCUUGGAGAGUUAUAGAGUUUCUUCAUGUUAAACCUGGAAAAGGAGCAGCCUUUGUGAGGACAAAAGUUCGCAAUUAUAUUACAGGGAACACAGUUGAUAAAACCUUUCGAGCUGGAACUACGAUACAGCAAGCAGACAUAGUAAAAGAAACCAAACAAUUUACAUACAAAGAUGGAAACCAGUAUGUUUUCAUGGAUCUGUCAACUUAUGAAGAAUCUCGAUUAAGUGAUGCAGAAGUUGGCGACAAAAAGAAAUGGCUAAAAGAGGGAAUGGACUGUAAUUUACUAUUCUGGAAUGGACGGGUUAUCGACUUUGAGCUACCCAUCACAGUUAAGCUGGCUGUAGUUCAAGUGGAUCCUGGCUGGAAAGGCGACACUGCACAAGGAGGAUCAAAACCAGCUACACUCGAUACCGGUGCAGUUGUGAACGUACCUCUAUUUGUGAACACAGGAGAUGAGAUAAUGGUUGACACGAGAACCGGACAGUACAUGAGCCGAGCAUAGACAUAAAAAGCUAUAGCUUAAGCAAAAGCGCAGGAACUGGACAGUAUAUCAAUCGAGUAUUGAUCUGCAUCAUUUUUGGUUUCUCGUCCCCCCUGAACAAUUUCUUUGUCAAUUUGAUUGUAUGUUAGUCAUGUCAUCUGAAGUCUUAGUUUAAAGAGGUCCACACAACUCCGUAGUUUGAAGGAUGUGCGUAUAGAUUCAAGUGGUAUGAUAUAUGUUUACAUCUUACAAUUUUUUACUGCUGUUUCCUGUUCCGCGCGCACCUAUGUUGCUGUAAAAGAGACAUUAAUCUUACAAAAGAAAUCAAAUUCCAAUU
Messenger RNA from Asparagus officinalis (garden asparagus), 1122 nucleotides. Its product is annotated as elongation factor P. Gene Ontology annotation, cellular component: cytoplasm. NCBI's taxonomy places the organism in Eukaryota, Viridiplantae, Streptophyta, Magnoliopsida, Asparagales, Asparagaceae. Gene Ontology annotation, biological process: translational elongation; peptide biosynthetic process. Gene Ontology annotation, molecular function: translation elongation factor activity. The transcript has 7 exons. The record is from RefSeq and is a predicted model, not a curated record. Bases 105 to 806 code for a protein of 233 amino acids.